This is a messenger RNA of Lymnaea stagnalis (great pond snail), 8049 nucleotides long. The record is from the annotation of a GenBank genome assembly. Lineage: Eukaryota; Metazoa; Mollusca; Gastropoda; Lymnaeidae.
AUGAGGAGGAAAGCCGAGGAGAAACUGAUCCAAUUUGAAUCUGAGGCACAGAGAAGGGUAAAGCUCUCUUGUUUGAUAGUCUCAUCAGUUAGUUUCUUAUCUGAGGCACAGAGAAGGGUACAGCUCUCUUGUUUGAUAGUCUCAUCAGUUAGUUUCUUAUCUGAGGCACAGAGAAGGGUACAGCUCUCUUGUUUGAUAGUAUCAUCAGUUAGAUUCUUAUCUGAGGAACAGAGAAGGGUACAGAUCUCUUGUUUGAUAGUCUCAUCAGUUAGUUUCUUAUCUGAGGCACAGAGAAGGGUACAACUCUCUUGUUUGAUAGUAUCAUCAGUUAGUUUCUUAUCUGAGGCACAGAGAAGGGUACAGCUCUCUUGUUUGAUAGUCUCAUCAGAUAGUUUCUUAUCUGAGGCACAGAGAAGGGUACAGCUCUCUUGUUUGAUAGUAUCAUCAGUUAGUUUCUAAUCUGAGGCACAGAGAAGGGUACAGAUCUCUUGUUUGAUAGUAUCAUCAGUUAGUUUCUUAUCUGAGGCACAGAGAAGGGUACAGCUCUCUUGUUUGAUAGUAUCAUCAGUUAGUUUCUUAUCUGAGGCACAGAGAAGGGUACAGCUCUCUUGUUUGAUAGUAUCAUCAGUUAGUUUCUUAUCUGAGGCACAGAGAAGGGUACAGCUCUCUUGUUUGAUAGUAUCAUCAGUUAGUUUCUUAUCUGAGGCACAGAGAAGGGUACAGCUCUCUUGUUUGAUAGUAUCAUCAGUUAGUUUCUUAUCUGAGGCACAGAGAAGGGUACAGCUCUCUUGUUUGAUAGUCUCAUCAGUUAGUUUCUUAUCUGAGGCACAGAGAAGGGUAAAGCUCUCUUGUUUGAUAGUAUCAUCAGUUAGUUUCUUAUCUGAGGCACAGAGAAGGGUAAAGCUCUCUUGUUUGAUAGUCUCAUCAGUUAGUUUCUUAUCUGAGGCACAGAGAAGGGUACAGCUCUCUUGUUUGAUAGUCUCAUCAGUUAGUUUCUUAUCUGAGGCACAGAGAAGGGUACAGAUCUCUUGUUUGAUAGUCUCAUCAGUUAGUUUCUUAUCUGAGGCACAGAGAAGGGUACAGAUCUCUUGUUUGAUAGUAUCAUCAGUUAGUUUCUUAUCUGAGGCACAGAGAAGGGUACAGCUCUCUUGUUUGAUAGUCUCAUCAGUUAGUUUCUUAUCUGAGGCACAGAGAAGGGUACAGCUCUCUUGUUUGAUAGUCUCAUCAGUUAGUUUCUUAUCUGAGGCACAGAGAAGGGUACAACUCUCUUGUUUGAUAGUCUCAUAAAUUAGUUUCUUACUGGCUUGAUGCGGUUCGCAGAAAUAAAGAGAGGAAAAGGGGGGUGGGGUGGGAAGCCACCAGAAUCGAUGGGGUACGCGGUGACAUCUUCGUCAUUUAAUGAUGUACAGGGGGCGGGCGCCAUUUUCAGUCAUAGUUAGGGGCGAAACUUUUCUUUUGCAUGACCCGGGUUGAUGGAGCCGACUAUGAUUGGAUCUUUUAUGUUCGGCUGAUUUUCAAUGUUAAAAUAGACGUUCUUGUACGUGAGUGUUUAUGUAGACAUACGUUCAGUAAUCAGCUCCAGCUCUCAGUGGUCGGAUGCAUAGGGUUACAAUGUCUCUCAAGGGACGGUCGUAAAGCCCUAAUGUGACUCUCAAAAGUCCUUACCCAAGACCUUGUAUCAGUACCUAAGACCAGUGGUCGGAAAACUCAUUAGUCAAAAUUGCCAAAACUCAGCUGCAGGACGAUAAAAAAAAAUUGAGAGCCAAAUUUCUUUUCAGGAACCAUGUUUUUCAGGGUCAAAACCUGUUUGUGCCCGACUCGCCGGGCCGCACUUUGGGCGCUUAAGAGCGGCUCCCCAGCCGUGAUUUGCCGACCACUGCCCCAGUCCUUGUAUCAAUGCUCCAGACCUUGUAUCCAUGCCUUAGAUCUUGUAUCCAUGCCCCAGACCUUGUAUCAAUGCCGAAGAUCUUGUAACUAUGCCCCAGACCUUGUAUCCAUGCCCCAGACCUUGUAUCAGUACCUCAGUCCUUGUCUCAAUACCCCUGACUAUCUAUCCAGAGUUUCUAUCAGUACCCCAGACUUCCUAUCGGUACCCCAGACUUCCUAUCAGUACCCCAGACUUCCUAUCGGUACCCCAGACUUCCUAUCUUGUAAGUCAGAGCCCAAUCUCAUUUUAUUUACUCCUCUUAACUGUAAGUCAGGGCACUAUAUCAUUUUAUUUACUUCUGAUAACUGUAAGUCAGUGCACAAUCUCAUUUUACUUACUUCUAAUAACUGUCAGUCAGAGCACAAUCUCAUUUUAUUUACUUCUGAUAACUGUAAGUCAGUGCACAACCUCAUUUUAUUUACUUCUCAUAACUGUAAGUCAGGGCACAAUCUCAUUUUGUNCCCAGACUUCCUAUCGGUACCCCAGACUUCCUAUCAGUACCCCAGACUUCCUAUCGGUACCCCAGACUUUCUAUCAGUACCCCAGACUUCCCAGACUUCCUAUCAGUACCCCAGACUUCCAAUCGGUACCCCAGACUUUCUAUCGGUACCCCAGACUUCUUAUCAGUACCCCAGACUUCCUAUCAGUACCCCAGACCUUGUUAACCACCACUGUGUACCCGCCAUUGUGUACGCGCCAUUGUGUACCCGCCAUUGUGUACGCGCCAUUGUGUGCCUGCCAUUGUGUACCCGCCAUUCUGUACCCGCCAUUGUGUCCCUGCCAUUCUGUACCCGCCAUUGUGUCCCCGCCAUUCUGUGCCCCUCCAGUUGAACAUCAUCGACUACAUCAGAGAGCAGAAGUUCUAUGAACAGGACCAGAAACGGAAAGCGGCGUGGAGGAAGAAACGCGAGCACCAGAUGAAGGUCAUGGUCAACACGGAGAGGCUGAAGAGGAAGGUCGAGACGGAGAUGAGGCUCGAGAAGAGGCGUUACGAAGAGGACAUGGUCAAGCGGCUGGUCAAGGAUAAAGGUGGGUGCGAUGCUCUGGUGUUGGACAGACAGCAAAUGUAGAGCAACGUUUUUUUUAAAUAUAAAUAAAUAUUGUCGUCCUGGCCCUUAACCUUGCCCUGACCUUGACCCCGACCCCUGACCUUGCACUUAAAACGGCUCGCGGAGACCUGAUUAUUCACAAAUAAACAUCUUAACUGGUCGUCCUAUUGGUUUAGAUUUUAGUGUCUAUCAUCUCGUCAUGUACGUUAAAAAUACAUAGACAAUUCUAUACAGAAUUUUCAGGAACAAAAAAACAAGUGUGUGUGUGUGUGUGGGUGUGGGGGGGGGAUUUUCAUAUCUGUUUCCUCACUAUCGAAGUAGCAGAUGUAGAGUUUUGGGUUAAACCCCCCCCCCCCUGGAUUGAAACGUUGAGUCCUCUGUGAGUUCCCCUCAAAGGACGAUCCACGGAUGGACACAUACUCUCAAACACCGGUCGUCCCGGAUGGCAAAAAAUAAACGAUUCGUAAACGGUGAAAUAUUAUAGUGUCCAACCUUUUGGAGAAGCUGACGACUGCUCACCAAGAGGACAUCCAGUUCUAGUUGCAUCUCUUCCGUUACGAAACAACAUUCGUGUUUGCACUCAACAGAUCGCAUUCUGCGUCUUGAAGUCAAAAAUAAAUAUUUCUAGUUUGUUUGUUGGGUGUUUUUUUGUUUGUUUGUUUUUUUUUGGGGGGGGGGAGGGGGGAGGGGGGUUUGCGUGGGGAGGGGAGGCCUCAAUUUCCAUCCUUCCACCUUCACUCACCCUCAUUUUUGUGUGUUUUCCUCCCCUCUCUUAGUUUUUGACCCCGGCCCCACGGCCCAAAAAUAAAACCCCCCAAAAAAAUGGAUCCCUUUCUGUACAUCAGGCCUGCACAACAUGUGGCCCGCCAGCACCCACUUAGAGCCCCGCCAGCACCCACUUAGAGGCCCGCCAGCAACCACUUAGAGGCCCGCCAGCAACCACUUAGAGCCCCGCCAGCACCCACUUAGAGGCCCGCCAGCACCCACUUAGAGGCCCGCCAGCACCCACUUAGAGCCCCGAACGCACCCACGUAGAGGCCCGCCAGAACCCACGUAGAGGCCCGCCAGCUCCCACUUAGAGCCCCGCGAAGUAUUCUUAUUACCAUUAUUUUCUGAAUAGCUUUGGCACAUGUCCCAUUUUCUUUUGACCCGCACAAGUUUUUCAUACUGUAUUACGGCCCGCCUUACAUUUUGAGUUGUGCAGGCCAGCUUUACAUUGUUUAGCAUUGGCUCCCUAUGGAUGAAACUUUGGCUCCCUUUGGGUAGAACGCUGGCUCCCUAAGGGUAGAGCAUUGGCUCCCUAUAUGUAGAACAUUGAAUCUUGUGUUUCUAUUUGGCUAUGCGUAUCUUGUGUUAAAAUAGGGCCACAUGUACCUUGUGUUCCCCAGUUGGGCUCAUCAACAGAAGGGAGGACAGAGAACGAGCCAAGAGUGACAGGAACGAAGCCUUCGCCAAGAGAAUGACGUACGCACUGGAGGUCAGUAAGAAACGUCCCACUGGUGUUCUGGUUGUUUGAGUUUAAUGACAAGUGUUCGGUUUCUGCGUGGUCCAAAUUCAAUGUUGACUGAGGUCAACUUGGUCACUAGCAAACAAGCUCUAGAGUCUUCAUGCCCUGGAUGGAUUAUGUGGUAAAAUCCAAAAUAGUUGAGGGUUCAUCAAUUUAGGAAAUCUAAAUACUGUUCGUUUAUUAUAUGGCACGAGAUGUUAGGAUGACCUGGCACGGGGGUGAUGGGUGGCCAAGUGGUUAGAGCUGUGCCGAUCCCACGCUUGUGGACUAGAGGUCAAAACCCAGAAAAAUUCUAGACAGGUAAGAAACAUCCCCAGCACUUCGGUCGGAAAGGACUCAUUGACCUUGGUUGGAUGGACGCAUUGACCUUGGUUGGAUGGACGCAUUGACCUUGGUUGGAUGGACGCAUUGACCUUGGUUGGAUGGACCCAUUGACCUUGGUUGGAUGGACGCAUUGACCUUGGUUGGAUGGACGCAUUGACCUUGGUUGGAUGGACGCAUUGACCUUGGUUGGAUAACCCAUUGACCUUGGUUGGAUGGACCCAUUGACCUUGGUUAGAUGGACCCAUUGACCUUAGUUGGAUGGACCCAUUGACCUUGGUUGGAUGGACCCAUUGACAUUGGUUGGAUGGACCCAUUGACCUUAGUUGGAUGGACCCAUUGACCUUGGUUGGAUGGACCCAUUGACCUUGGUUGGAUGGACCCAUUGACCUUGGUUGGAUGGAUCCAUUGACCUUGGUUGGAUAUGGACCCAUUGACCUUGCUUGGAUGGACCCAUUGACCUUGGUUGGAUGGACCCAUUGACCUUGGUUGGAUGGAUCCAUUGACCUUGGUCGGAAAGGACCCAUUGACCUUGGUUGGAUGGACCCAUUGACCUUGGUUGGAUGGACCCAUUGACCUUGGUUGGAUGGACCCAUUGACCUUGGUUGGAUGGACCCAUUGACCUUGGUUGGAUGGACCCAUUGACUUUGGUUGGGUGGCCCCAUUGACCUUGUUUGGAUGAACCCAUUGACCUUGGUUGGAUGGACCCAUUGACCUUGGUUGGAUGACCCAUUGACCUUCGUUGGAUGGACCCUUUGACCUUGGUUGGAUGGACCCAUUGACCUUGGUUGGAUGGACCCAUUGACCUUGGUUGGAUGGACGCAUUGACCUUGGUUGGAUGGACCCAUUGACCUUGGUUGGAUGGACUCAUUGACCUUGGUUGGAUGGACUCAUUGACCUUUGUUGGAUGGACUCAUUGACCUUGGUUGGAUGGACACUCGUCUAAAAGACGGCGAACUCUGAAAUUAAGUCCGGAGAUGGAGUCCCGUAGGUGGUAUGCUAUGGACGAGAUGAACAUUCCGACAACUCCUGCGAUAUGGAGGCUUAAAGAUCACGACGACACAAUAAACACGCUGGUCAUCCACUGCAUCCUGGUCUAUUUCCAGUCGUCUUGACUAAGUCUUGCCAUUGGAUCAAACAGGCAAGGACGAGAGAGUGAGGAUGUCGAAUUGAGCAACUCUCCCUCACUUUAAACGAAAUACAUGUCAAGUCAAUGCUGCUACUCAAGUGGAGGCCUUGGUCAUCUUAUCACGUGAUGGACGACCAACAUAUGACACGUAUUAAAUGAACUUGUCAUCAAGCACGCGCUGCAUACUUAUUGUAUGACAAUUGCGCUCGCUAUUGACAUUUAGGAUUAAAAAAGAAAUAAGUCUGCACUGUAGGUGACCGAAUUUUAUAUCUUGUAUUUAACUGACGUGAUUCAUGGUUUACCAAUUUCGAAACAAUUUUAAUUAAACGUCCCAACGCCAUAAAAGAUGGAAACUUGGUUUUAAUAGAAACAACCACAAACAAAAGUUUUCUUAUAAAGCCUUUGUAUGCAUUUUUGUGUGACUUAGCGAUGGCCACCGUUGUUAAGAAAUUGUUGCAUCGUCUUUUCUUCAUCCCCCCCCCCCCCUAAACGAAGCUCGCAACCGCACAUAUUUUUUUCACGCCCCUGAGCUAUCUUAAUAUUCCAAUGACCCAUCCGAUUUUACACCACAGAUUUAUUACGCAACUAUUUUAGAAAAAAACAACAACAAAACAUUACCUACCAGACACGCAGUUGUCGGGAAUUUCAUUUCGUGAAAUCAGUGUCAUCAUAUUUCCUUCAUCGUCUCCUUGAAGAAACAGGACAAAUUGAUUUUUGGGGUGUGGGGGGUUGGGGCUGAAAAUUUGAUAGAAUUUGUUGACAUGGCAACGAGUCUAUGUGCUAAGUUUCAGCACAUAAUAUUAAUAUACAAUAAAAACAAUACAUAUUAAUGAAUAAUACGAAAAACUUUAUUUUUAGGGAUUGUUUAAUUGACUAAAAUAACUAAUUUCCUUGUGAAUCUCCAUAUAAAGACUUUCAAGGUUUACUUCCGUCUGUUCUUCGAUUCUUAUACUAAGUGUGUGUUUUCUUGAAGAGAGUCUUAUUCUAUAGAACACUUCAAAUGUCUUAGGGCACUAAGCAGAAGACAAUUUGGGACACGAAGGCACGACCACCGCCUACACGACGUGCCAGUAUGUGGAUGUUGGAGGUAUGUUGGGUAACUUAGAUCACGGCCAUAGUCUUGUAUGUGGAUGGUGGAGGUAUUUUGGGUAACUUAGAUCACGGCCAUAGUCUUGUAUGUGGAUGGUGGAGGUAUGUUGGGUAACUUAGAUCACGGCCAUAGUCUUGUAUGUGGAUGGUGGAGGUAUGUUGGGUAACUUAGAUCACGGCCAUAGUCUUGUAUGUGGAUGGUGGAGGUAUGUUGGGUAACUUAUAUUACGGCCAUAGUCUUGUAUGUGUAAGAAAUAAGAAGAACUUUUUAACAGUUUAACGAUUUUAACAGUAUCUUUUAACUAUGGGAAUCAUAAACUACAUUCCUGUCAUCACUUGAUGUGUAUGUCAUUAUAGGACUAAUUCGAAACUCUUCCAUGUCACUAGACAACAAAAUGACAACAGCGUCAUGGAACCACACACGCUAUGCCAACAAUAGUUUGGCUGGUUUUUAAAGUUAACACCCAAAGUGUGGCUCAAUGUUUUUUUUACUCAAAGACACGUUGUCGAUACAAAAGUGUUAAGUGUUCUUCUAGAUUCGGUGUUUUUUAUCCAAGGAAUUUCUCAGUUCCUCAUUAAUCUGGUCUGUUAUGACGUUAUCAAUAAAAAUAGAGGAGAAAUUGAAUUUGAUACUCCAGCUAUCAGAUUCUGUACAAUUUCGAAACUAGUCCAUUUUUUAUAAUUUCAACUAAUAUAUUUUUUAUCAUUUAAGUAGCCGAUUUUCUUAUCAUUUCAACUUGCCUAUUUCUUAUUAUUUCAAUAGUCCAUUUCUUAUCAUUUCAAUAGUCCAUUUAAAAAUCGUAUAUAUAUUACGUCUUUAUAUGUAUGUAUUACGUCAAUGACCACAAGAAAUGUAUCGUUCUUUCUGCGUCAUUUCUCAGGAAGUUCUUCAUCGUCUUGGUCUGUACAAUAAAUAUAAGGAGUUCAAAUCUGAGGAGUGGAACCAUAUGCUGGAAGGUCUGAUAUCAUCGACUGUACGCAAGAUGGAGACGGCCUCAAUCAUAGGCGAGGAGCAAGAAUUACUGAG